UGGCAUUUGUGAAUAGCCGGAGCGUAGCGUGGAUGUUCGUGUGGCUGGUUCGCUCCUGUUUCACUGGGCCACACGGGGAAGGUAAAUAAAGACAGGACGGUCACCAGCGCAGCAUUUUUACCCGUCAAACCCCGACAACCAGAGGACCGUCCACCGCUGCCGUGUGUUCGGGGCCUGCUUUCCUCGGUCGGGUUUGGUCUUUGUUUUAACCGCAUUACUCACGGGAUAAAAGGCGAAUAAAAAGAUAAAGAGGUGACGACGUCGCCUGUGCAGAUAUCUUAAGGCGCUAGUUUGAUCCAGCCUCAGGGUGUGUUGCCAUGGCGAUGCGGGAGUUAGUGGAGGCGGAAUGUGGGGGAGCCAAUCCCCUCAUGAAACUGACUGGUCACAUGACCCAAGAGGGUGGGGCUUGGAGACACAGAUCAACGCCCACUAUUCCUCCUACUCCCAUUGAAAUAGCCACUGAAGAAGAGCUGGUCAGUGAGUUCCUGCAGGGUCCACAACGGCCUCCUCACAGUUUUGAUAUGGGUCAACUGCUGGAGGAGAUGCAACAGAUUGAUCAGCAGAACUACAGACAGGCUCCACAGAGAGCUCCCGAUGUGGCAGCUCUGGCUCUGUCUGGCGACUGGGCAUCAGAGUUCCUGUCUACUGCUGAUGCUGCCUCUUCUUCUGGACAGGCAGCUCUUGAUCCAGCUGAUGCCGACUGGACUAGAGAAUUUAUCAAUGAAGUGGCAGACCCAGGCCGCUGGGCAGAGGAGUACCUGGAGCAGUCAGAGGAAAAGCUAUGGCUGGGAGAUUUGGGAGAAAGAGAACAGGACAAAAAAUGGGCUCAAGAAUACCAGUCAGGUGAAGAACUACGACAAACAGCAAAUGAACUGGUUGCCAAAGUGGACGAUCCUAAACUACAGAACACAGAGUUCCUGCGGUUCAUUAGGCAGAUUGGCGAGGGCAGUGUGACUGUGGAGGACAGAGCAGGAAAAGAGCACACUGAUAAAGCACAGACCAAAGAGGCAGAGCACUGGGCCUCCAGCCUCAACCAGUUCCUGGAAUCAGGGGAAGGGACUGUGCAAGUGGAAACGCAAGAGGGCAAAAAGAAGAAUGACAAAAUGAAAGCUAAGCAGGCAGAGCAAUGGGCAACUCUCGUCAGGCAGGUUUCGGCAGAAUCGGCGGAGUCUUGGGUCGAUGAAUUUGCCACCUACGGGCCAGACUUUCAGCAGGCCAAAGCAGCGGUCGAGAGCGAUGUGGAUUUCUGGGAGAAGCUCCAGCAGGAGUGGGAGGAAAUGGCCAAGAGGGAUGCUGAAGCUCACCCCUGGCUCUCAGACUUCGACCAGAUGCUCAGCAGCUCUUAUGACAAGGGAUAUCAGUUUGAGGAUGACAACCCCUACCUGUCCCAUGAGGAUCCGUUUGCAGAAGGGGUGAAGCGGAUGGAGGCGGGGGACAUUCCUGGAGCUGUGCGCCUCUUCGAGAGCGCCGUUCAGAGACAGCCCGACAACCAGCUGGCCUGGCAAUAUCUGGGCACCUGCCAGGCGGAGAACGAGCAGGAGUUUGCUGCCAUCAGCGCCCUCCGCAGAUGUAUUGAGCUGAAAAAGGACAAUCUGACGGCUCUGAUGGCUCUUGCUGUGAGCUUCACCAACGAGUCGCUUCACAGACAGGCCUGCGAGACGCUCCGGGACUGGUUGAGGCACAACCCCAAAUACAGAAUCAUCCUGGAGCAGCAUGAGCGAGAGAAGCAGAGGGAGGGGGCGAGAGAGAGAGAGAAAGAGAACGAAAGAUUUGGAUCCCUUCUGCCAGAAGCACUGUUCGGUGAAGUGCAAACGUUGUUUCUGAAUGCGGCGGCGGCUGAACCCUCGCAGGUGGACCCGGAGCUGCAAUGUGGUUUGGGUGUUCUCUUCAACCUGAGCGGAGAGUAUGAUAAGGCUGUGGACUGUUUCUCUGCCGCACUCUCUGUCACACCACAGGAUUAUCUGCUGUGGAAUAAACUGGGGGCGACUCUAGCUAACGGGAACCGCUCAGAGGAGGCGGUCGCUGCUUAUAGACGCGCACUGGAGUUACAGCCUGGAUUUGUACGCAGCCGAUAUAACCUGGGCAUCAGCUGUGUCAACCUGGGUGCACACAGGGAGGCAGUGGAGCACUUCCUGGAGGCGCUUUCUCUGCAGCGACAGGCCGCAGGUGAUGGAGAAGCCGGUGCAGGUCGGGGGCCUGGUGCUGCAGCUACCAUCAUGUCGGACAACAUCUGGUCCACACUACGCAUGGCGCUGAGCAUGAUGGGAGAAAGCUCACUUUACUCAGCCGCCGACCGGCGAGAUUUAGACACACUGCUGGCACACUUCUCCCACAGAGAAGGAGAGGCGGAAUGAAGGAUAUGGUGCGAGUGUGGAGACGCCUGUUUGGGAGAGGAAACCAGAAGACUGAGGUGUACAUUUCAACAGGAGGGGCUUGACUUUUAGAGGCGCUACAGUUGAAGGAGAACAAACAGCCAUUUAGCUCCAGCACUGAAGGAUGAACUGAUAGACUGCCCUUGAGGGAAACCUAUGGUACAGUUUAACUACACCACAAUAUUGCUGCAGUUUUUUGUCACAGGUUUACGCUUACAGUUGUAAUUUUUGCAUUUCCUUAAUCUUGAAGAUUACAGUUCUUUCCAUUGAUCAGAUUUACAGCGAUAUUUCUCAUAUAGGGAAAAUAUAAUCCACACACUGUGAGCUCAAAUGAUACUUGCUUCUGUUUGAAACAGAGUAAAAGGAUGUGGAGAUAUAAUUGUUCUAUAUCGCUACGAGCCCCGUGUAAUCUGCAGGUUAUGUUGGCUGAGAGGAGGAAGGGUUGUGAGACUAAAAGACAUGUCUGUAAGCACUCUUUAUUAUCGGAUAUUUGCUGUAAAUUAAUUUGCUUAAUUGUAAAUUCUACUUGCCAUAUUGUGUAUUGUACCAUAAUUAUUCAUGUUUUGCAUAUAGCCAAUUCUAGUUGCUCUGAUAUAUGUAAAUCAAGCAAUAAAGCUUUGACAGAAAUGCUUGGAAACUUGAGGGAAAAUAAGGGUCAUAUUUCUAUAUAGAGUGCUCAGCAUAUAUAAGUACACCCCUCACACAUCUGUUUUGAAUGAAUAUUUUCUAUAGGAUGCUUUACAAUAAUAUAUUUGCGCAUGUACAUUAUUAAUCAGUACUGAAGCCAAAUUUGGAGCUAAUCUAAUAAAAUAAAUUUUGAUAACGGUGCAAAUAUUAUUAGUAGCCAAAUGUAUAUGUUAGAGAAACAUAUGAACUUUUUUUUUUAAGAAAAAACAACACAACAACACAGUUUUAUUGAGGUUUUGUAGUUUGUAAUUUUAUUAACUAUAUUUCACAUGAAUUUAAAUGUAUUACAUUUCUAAAGAUGUUCUGUGACUAUUAUUUUAAUCAAUAUAUCCGUUUAAUGAAUCUGUUUUGUUCAAAUGCACCAAAAUAUAUUACCUCACUGAGAAAUGGAUAAAAAUGGUGGUUUUCUAAAUGUGGUGUACUCAAUCAUGCUGAGCACUUUAUAUAUAAUUUUAUUUUUAUUUUGCAAGUUUAUUUGCACUUUCACCACUAAAAACCAUAGAAAGGUGUUAAAGUAGAAACUCUUGUAUCCUCGAAGCGUUAGCAUUGUGUUGCAUACAGUGCAAAAACAAAGUCUUCAGUUUCUGUUUUACAAGGAUCAUGAACAUCCUUAAAUUAAGAUGAAUUGGCUUGAGAUGCAAGAUAUGAAGAAAUGAAAGGAUUAGUUCACUUUCAGAAUAAAUAUUUCCUGAUCAUUUACUCAC
This is a messenger RNA of Danio aesculapii, 3763 nucleotides long. RefSeq names its product peroxisomal biogenesis factor 5 (gene pex5). The coding region runs from base 318 to 2354 and encodes 678 amino acids. Gene Ontology annotation, biological process: protein import into peroxisome matrix, docking. Lineage: Eukaryota; Metazoa; Chordata; Actinopteri; Cypriniformes; Danionidae. The transcript is spliced from 17 exons. Gene Ontology annotation, cellular component: peroxisomal membrane; cytosol. Gene Ontology annotation, molecular function: protein binding. The record is from RefSeq and is a predicted model, not a curated record.